AUGCUGUCAAGAGCUGCCCGUCCGGCUUUGAGAGCCGGCGCUGCCGCCUCCUCCCGGGCUGCUGCUCCGGCCGCCACCUUCGCUACCCUCCGUGAAAUCGAGGGCCGCCUCAAGUCGAUUCGCAACAUCGAGAAGAUCACCAAGACGAUGAAGAUCGUUGCCUCGACCAAGCUCAACCGUGCCCAGCGUGCCAUGACCGAGUCGCGCAGCUACGGCGAGACCAGCAACAAGGUCUACCAGUCGGCCGAGACAAAGCCCCUCGAGGGCGAGGGCAAGAAGAAGCUCGUCGUCGUCUGCAGCUCCGACAAGGGUCUUUGCGGUGGUGUUCACUCUGGUCUUGCCCGCUUCAUCCGCCGAAGGGCUGCCACCGAGGGGGACAACUUCGACCUCGUCAUCCUCGGCGAGAAGGCCAAGGCCCAGCUCUCCCGUACGCAUGCUAAGAACAUCGUCCUGAACUUCUCUGGUGUUGGCAAGGACGUCCCCACCUUCACCGAGGCUCAGUCCAUCGUCGACCAGAUCGUCCAGCUCCAGGGCGACUACUCCGAGGUUGAGAUUCUCUACAACAAGUUCAUCAACGCCACCAGCUACGAGCCCACCAUCAUUGAGGGAUUUUCCGAGGAGGCCUUUGCCAACUCCCCCAACUUUGCCGCUUUCGAGGUCGAGGAGGGUGUCCUUCCCAACCUCCGCGAGUACACCCUUGCCAACUCACUCUACUGGGCUCUUGCUGAGGGUCACGCUUGCGAGAUCUCUGCCCGCCGCAACGCCAUGGAUAACGCUUCCAAGAACGCUGGUGAGAUGAUCAGCAAGUACCAGAUUCUCUUCAACCGCACCCGCCAGGCCGUCAUUACCGGCGAGUUGGUUGAAAUUAUCACUGGUGCCACCGCCUCUGCGGACAUGUAA
Messenger RNA from Podospora anserina S mat+, 900 nucleotides. RefSeq lists its product as uncharacterized. The transcript is spliced from 4 exons. The record is from RefSeq and is a predicted model, not a curated record. Lineage: Eukaryota; Fungi; Ascomycota; Sordariomycetes; Sordariales; Podosporaceae. The coding region runs from base 1 to 900 and encodes 299 amino acids. Gene Ontology annotation, molecular function: proton-transporting ATP synthase activity, rotational mechanism. Gene Ontology annotation, biological process: proton motive force-driven ATP synthesis.